AUGGAGCCGAUUCUCCACGAUUAUUUGAUUAUAGAUACAAACGUCCUUCUACGUAACCAAGCCUCACAACUCUUUAAAAAAGCAAAGCACAUAGUCACGACUGAAAGUGUAAUAAAAGAAGUUAGAGAUACUGUUUCUCGUCAUCGUAUUGAAACCCUACCUUUUGAUUUAGAGUUAGACACUCCCUCCAAAGAAGAUAUUGAGUACACUGUUGAGUUUUCAAAGAAAUCUGGGGACUUUUCCCGAUUAUCCACACAAGACAUGUCCGUCAUAGCAUUAGCAGUGAAAUACAUGCGUGAACAAAUGCCAGAAAUCGAAUUACCCAAAACCCCAUCGGAUCCACGAAAAGUUUUAAGUGAAGCUGAACAGCAGAAAAAAGCCGAAGAAACUCAAGAAGUUGAGAUUGUUCAAGUGAAAGAAAAACCAGUCACUAUAACUUAUGGACCGGCUCCUGUUGAAGACACCGCAGAAAAAGACGCAAGAUUCCCAAAAUUGGGCGAAAAAACUAAACGAAGCGAAAGACCAAAAAUUGUGACCACCUUCGACUAUGACCCCGAAAAUGAAAAACCUCGUGAAAAACUCAUGCUCUUCGACGAGAAGAAAAACAAAAAAACAAAAAUCGAAGAAAACGAAAAUCAAGAAGAAAUAAAUUCGCACAAUUUGGAAGACGAAAAAAUCGAAAAUCCGCAAAACGAGAAAACCGAAAAAGAAGAAGAAAAUCUCGCAAAAAUCGGAAAAAUUAAAAGAAGCGCAAAACGAAAAAUGACAGAUAAAGACUAUGAAAGACUAGCGUUUGAAGAAUUGGAUGAUUGUAACGAAGAAGAUGAAGAAGAUUUGGGCGAACUCGAAGAGGAGUAUUUAUACAAAGAUAGCGACAAGGAUGAAGAAGAAGAGGAUGAUUUUUCAGAUGGAGAGGAUUUGUUAGAUCAAAGUGAGAAAACGAAAGAAGUGGCGGAAGGAGACUGCGAAAGUGAGAAGAAAGAUCGCGAAGACGGAAAGAUCGAACAGAUAAAGGAAGAAAAAAGCGAGAAAAAAACGGUGGUUUCACAAGAACCAAGCAAAGGUUCCCAUAUCCGAUUUGAGGAGAAGGAUUUGGACUUCAAAAUAGAAACACUUCCAGCCCCGAAAAAGAGGGAGGGUGAACUUAUUGUGGACGACGACGGAUUUAUUAGUGUCAAGCGUAAAAAAGAUAAACCAAAGAAGAAACCAAUCAACAAGCAAUUCACUGAAUGGAUCACCCCACAAAACUAUAAACAAUUAGACAAAAGCGUCUUUUUCGAUGAUGAAAACGCGGAAGCUUAUAAGGUUGUAUGCAUGACUGCCGAUUACACAAUGGAAAACGUCUUGAUGCAAAUGGGCAUUCAUGUGAUGGGGGUUGAAGGAAAGGUUAUCACGAAAAUCAUGAACUGGAUGUUAAAGUGUUUGAUAUGUCAUGAAGAGAUUUUUGACUUGAGCAAAAAGUUCUGCCCGAAGUGUGGGUACCACGACCUGAGAAGAAUUUCAUACUAUGUCCUUUCUGAUGGUAAGAUAAAGGAGAAUUUUAAUGUUAAUAAAACACUUUGCCAAAGGGGAAGGGUCUACCAAAUCAAAAAGCUGACUCCCAAAAGAAAUAAAACAGAUAAAACUAGCAAGAAAAUUAUUCUCACUGAAGACGUUUACAACAAGAGGCUUCAAGAAACAAAAAGAGGUGUCAAAAAGACAAGUGGGUGGACUGAAGACGGGUUUUCCGCGUCGGUAACCGCCGAAAAGAGGGUUAUCAUUGAGAAUGGGAGAAAGAAUCCAAACCUUGCCAAGAAGAGGUUUGGGAAGAAAAAUGCACCAGUGAAUUUCUGA
Entamoeba invadens IP1 is the source of this 1833-nucleotide messenger RNA. RefSeq names its product RNA-binding protein nob1, putative. Gene Ontology annotation, cellular component: preribosome, small subunit precursor. The transcript has a single exon. Lineage: Eukaryota; Evosea; Mastigamoebida; Endamoebidae. Gene Ontology annotation, biological process: maturation of SSU-rRNA. The record is from RefSeq and is a predicted model, not a curated record. Gene Ontology annotation, molecular function: RNA endonuclease activity. The coding region runs from base 1 to 1833 and encodes 610 amino acids.